Molecule: messenger RNA, 1419 nt
Organism: Ipomoea nil (Japanese morning glory)
Lineage: Eukaryota; Viridiplantae; Streptophyta; Magnoliopsida; Solanales; Convolvulaceae
Product: protein FAR1-RELATED SEQUENCE 5-like
Exons: 5
Coding region: 1-1419 (472 amino acids)
Biological process (GO): regulation of DNA-templated transcription
Source: RefSeq, a predicted model, not a curated record
AUGGAAGAAUUCGAUCAAGUUCCCAAUGACUUGCAAUCUUUGAACAACCCCAGUUUGAGCCCCAGCAGCAGCAGUAGCAACGGUUAUACAUUGACCAUAUCUCCUGGAAUGACGCAGUAUUGGACUCCGCACUGUGAAGAUGAAAUCAAACCAGCGGUUGACAUGAUUUUUAAAACAUUGGAUGCCGGUAUUGAAUUCUACAACAAUUUUGCUGCCAAAGUCGGGUUUGACACGAGGUCUAGUUCCCUCACUACAGCACGCGACGGGACGAAAAUUCAAAAGCAAAUCGUUUGCAAUAGAGAGGGAUUUAAGAAUACGGGUGCUCAACAUUGUCACUCAAAACCAACUGCAGAUGCGGGGGAAGGUCCUUCGCGUCCAAAGCGGCGGAGGGUUUCAAACAGAACUGGUUGCAAAGCUAGGAUUAUUUUUAAGUACAUUGGAGCAGCUGGGUACCAAGUUAAGACAUUUAUUGAAAAACACAAUCACAGCAUGUCUUCUGUUCUUGCAAGGCAGUUCCUAAAGGGAAAUAGAAACAUCUCCAGUGUUCAUCAGAAGUUUAUACUAGAUUGUGCUAAGGCAAAUAUUGGAGCAUCCAAAUCACACGGUUUAUACAGUCAAAUUGUGGGGGAUUACUCUGAAGUUGGAGCAACUGUAGUGGACUUUAAAAUGUCAGAAGGGAUCUCAGAGCAUACAUAUUGGAUGAGUAGACUGUUUUGGACAGAUCCAAUGUCAAAAAAGAAUUUUGCUGCAUUUGGAGAUGUUGUCUCUUUUGAUGCCACAUAUUCAACCAACAGGUACGAUCUGGCAAUGGGUAUGGAACCAAGAAUAAUUGUCACUGACCAAGAUCCAGCUAUGAAAGUGGCGAUUCCAAGAGUUUUCAAGCAAGCCAGGCAUCGUUACUGCAUGUGGCACAUUAUGUGUAAAGUUGGGGAAAAGGUGGGUCAUACGUUGAACAAGAAUGAGGAGUUCAAGAAUAAACUGAACUCAAUUGUUUGGACGUCAUCUUUGGAACCUCCUGAUUUUGAGAAACAGUGGAGAGAGCUCAUGGAAAAGUACAACUUAGUCGAACACAAUUGGUUUACAACUAUGUUUGAGGCUAGAAACCAUUGGAUCCCAGCUUAUUUUAGAGAUGACUUUAUGGGGGGUCUACUCAGGACAACGUCUCGUUCCGAAAGUGAGAACUACACGUACAGCCAUUUUACUGGCCCACAGUCUAGCCUAGUUGAAUUCAUGAUGAACUUUGACAGUGCUCUUAAAUCACAACGUAACACAAACGCAAAGCUCAACAGUGACAAUGAAGGCUACAAUCCAGAUAUGAAGACGCCUCUGGGGAUCGAAAAACACGCUUCAAUCGUCUACACCAUUACUGUUUUCUAUCAAGUUCAGGAAGAAAUACCUGUUUCAAAUGUAUUGUGUUGA